AUGAAAGUGACCGUGUGCUUUGGCAGGACGGGCAUCGUGGUGCCCUGCAAGGAGGGCCAGCUGCGCGUCGGGGAGCUCACGCAGCAGGCGCUGCAGCGCUACCUGAAGACCCGGGAGAAGGAUCCUGGUUACUGGGUGAAGAUUCAUCACUUGGAAUACACAGAUGGAGGAAUCCUGGAUCCAGAUGAUAUCUUGGCAGAUGUCGUUGAAGAUAAAGAUAAGCUGAUUGCUGUGUUUGACGAGCAAGAACCACUUCACAAGAUUGAGAGCCCCAGUGGAAACCUGACAGACCAGCAGAGCCCAGAUGCUUUUGAGAGGGACAUGGCUGCCCAACUGGCUGCAUUCAAGCCAAUUGGGGGUGAAAUAGAAGUAACCCCUUCUGCUCUGAAAUCCGGCACCCCACUGCUGGUGAGGAGGAGCAGUGACCCAGCCCCUGGCCCACCUGCCGAUGUCCAGCCAAGUGCUUCACACUCCAGUGGCCAUAGUUUGAAACCUGUUGUUCCAGAUUCUUCACAGAAUUUUGGAGAUGGAGAAGUUAUGAAUGGUGUACGGACAGAACUCCUGACAUCACAGAAAAUCAAGAAUGCAUUAAGUGAUAUGACAAGAACAGUGGAGAUUUCUGGGGAAGGAGGUCCCUUGGGAAUACAUGUAGUGCCCUUCUUCUCAUCUCUAAGUGGAAGGAUUCUAGGACUCUUCAUUCGCGGCAUUGAAGAAAACAGCAGGUCCAAGAGGGAGGAACUGUUUCAUGAAAAUGAAUGUAUUGUAAAAAUCAACAAUGUGGAUCUCGUAGACAAAACCUUUACUCAGGCUCAAGAUGUCUUCCGUCAGGCAAUGAAGUCCUCCAGUGUCCUCCUCCAUGUCCUUCCACCCCAAAACCGUGAAGAGUAUGAAAAGUCAGUCAUCGGACCUCUUAACAUUUUUGGUAAUAAUGAUGGCGUUUUGAGAACAAAGGCUCAGCCUCCUGUCCCGGCAAGAUCAGGCAUAAAGACCGUGAAUCGGACAGAAACAAGCAGUCCCAAAGCAGAUGCAUCACCUUCGCUGCAGCAAAGCAAGAGUCCCCGCGUACCAAGACAAGGAAAAAAGCCAUCCUCUCCCUCACUUUCCCCUCUCAUGGGGUUUGGCAGCAAGAAAAAUGCAAAGAAAAUUAAGAUUGACCUAAAGAAAGGUCCUGAAGGCCUUGGUUUCACCGUAGUUACCAGAGACUCUUCCAUACAUGGUCCUGGCCCUAUUUUUGUGAAAAACAUUCUACCCAAGGGAGCAGCCAUCAAAGAUGGCCGCCUACAAUCGGGAGACAGAAUUUUGGAGGUGAAUGGUAAAGAUGUCACGGGGCGAACUCAGGAGGAGCUGGUGGCCAUGCUGAGGAGUACCAAGCAGGGAGAAAUAGCAUCACUGGUCAUCGCCCGCCAAGAAGGACAUUUUCUUCCUCGAGAGCUGGAUGGCCGUCUGCGAAUGAAUGACCAGCUGAUUGCAGUCAAUGGGGAAUCUCUUUUGGGAAAGUCCAACCAUGAAGCUAUGGAAACACUGAGGCGAUCGAUGUCCAUGGAAGGAAACAUCCGGGGGAUGAUCCAGCUGGUGAUUCUGAGGCGGCCAGAGAGACCCGUAGAGGACCCUGCAGAGUGUGGGGCAUUUUGCAAGCCAGGCUUAGAGACCUCUCCAAAUCCUGUAACCAGCUCUAGGAGAAAUGAGAAUAGCACACCGCAUCCUCUUGGUCGUUACAGUCCGCAAGACAAAUGGAAAGAGCUAAUGCUACCCAAUGAUGGAUGGACAGAGACUGAAGUACCACCCACUCCCCCACGACAUCCUGGGCUGGAACUGGGCCUUGAAGAUUACAGCCACAGCUCUGGAGUGGAUUCAUCAGUGUAUGUUCCAGAUCAGAACAUCAGCUUCAGACCAUUGACACCGGCCAGGCAGCCUGAAUCAAUUAAUCUGAAAGCCUCAAAGAGCAUGGACCUUGUGCCAGAUGAAAGCAAUGUUCACACAUUGGCUGAACACAAGGCAGAAUCUCCAGGCAAAGAUAUUGGUCCAACACUAGGCUUGAAAAAAUCCAGCUCCCUGGAGAGCCUACAAACUGCUGUGGCCGAGGUCCGAAAGAAUGAACUUCCCUUCCACAGGCCCCGGCCUCACAUGGUUCGAGGUCGCGGCUGCAAUGAGAGCUUCAGAGCUGCCAUUGAUAAAUCCUAUGAUGGGCCUGAGGAACUCGAAGCUGAUGGUCUGUCUGAUAAGAGCUCUCACUCUGGCCAAGGAGUUCUGAAUUGUGAAUCUGUCCCUCAGGGGAGCUCGGAGCUAGAGGACAGAGAAAAUAAAGCCAAGAAAGUGAAAAAGCCAAAGGAGAAGGAAAAGAAAAAGGAUAAGGGCAAGCUGAAAGUCAAAGAGAAAAAGCGAAAAGAGGAAAAUGAAGAUCCAGAAAGGAAAAUCAAGAAGAAGGGGUUUGGCGCCAUGUUGAGAUUUGGGAAGAAGAAAGAAGAUAAAGGUGGAAAGGCUGAGCAGAAAGUCACUCUGAAGCAUGGUGGUCUCCGAGAAGAGGAGCUGGAAAAAAUGAAAGAAGAGCGGGAAAGGAUUGGAGCAAAACAUCAGGAGCUACGGGAAAAGCAAGCAAGAGGUCUUCUUGAUUAUACUACCGGUGCGGUUGGAUCAGUCCAUGAUAUGGAUGAUGAUGAAAUAGACCCAAAUUAUGCCAGAGUGAACCAUUUUCGGGAGCCAUGUCCAUCAGCAAAUGUCUAUAGGUCUCCAUCUCCACCUCGCCCUGGGCCACUUGGCUACCCUCGAGAUGGCCGUCCACUAUCUCCAGAAAAGGACCACUUAGAGGGCCUCUAUGCCAAGGUCAACAAGCCCUACCAUCCGCCGGCUCCAGCUGACAGUGGACGAUCCAUGGGUGGAAGUUCUGACCGUAUCCAGAAGUUAAGAAAAGAGUAUUAUCAGGCCCGGAGAGAAGGUUUUUCUUUAUAUGAAGAGGAUGAAGGAAGAGUAAGACCUUCUGAUUAUGACUUUCACUGGGUGCCUGGAAAAGGCCCAGAUGGAAAUGUGCACAACCUCCGCUUUGAGGGGAUGGAGAGACAGUACGCCUCCUUACCCAGGGGCGCACCUGUGGAUCCUGCAGAUUAUCUGACAGGUGGACUUCGAGGGCUCUAUAAGGAAAGGGAGCUUCCAUAUUACCCAGGGGCUCAUCCUAUGCAUCUUCCCAAAGGGGGAUAUCCCUGUCCCCCAGAUAUGAGAGUGGCAGACCUCCGGUAUCCUCAAUACUACCCACCCCCACCAGCUCCCCAUCACAAAGGACCCUUCCGACAAGAUGUGCCGCCUUCACCUCCUCAGCACCACAGAGCACCAGCCUACCAGGAAAUGGGCAGACCAGGGCCCCGUGGGGCCAGCCCAGACCAGUACCCCUACCGGACCCAGGAUCCACGCCAGAAGAACCCCAUGACUGCAGCCGUAUAG
Molecule: messenger RNA, 3432 nt
Organism: Elephantulus edwardii (Cape elephant shrew)
Lineage: Eukaryota; Metazoa; Chordata; Mammalia; Macroscelidea; Macroscelididae
Gene: PARD3B
Product: par-3 family cell polarity regulator beta
Exons: 22
Coding region: 1-3432 (1143 amino acids)
Biological process (GO): establishment of cell polarity; cell adhesion; microtubule cytoskeleton organization
Cellular component (GO): adherens junction; apical junction complex; apical plasma membrane
Molecular function (GO): phosphatidylinositol binding; protein binding
Source: RefSeq, a predicted model, not a curated record